This is a messenger RNA of Drosophila eugracilis, 1327 nucleotides long. RefSeq names its product retinol dehydrogenase 11. Lineage: Eukaryota; Metazoa; Arthropoda; Insecta; Diptera; Drosophilidae. The record is from RefSeq and is a predicted model, not a curated record. The coding region runs from base 53 to 1219 and encodes 388 amino acids. The transcript is spliced from 5 exons.
UUGUUUUAGUUAUGUUAACUUGGUUAAAGACAGUUGAAAGCUCAAGAUUUGAAUGUGUACGGACGUGUGUACUCCGAAACCGGCUACUCAUAGAACCCCGCACUAUCAGUUUUAUCAGUUGUCGAACAGUAAUCGCUGCGGCGAUCACCUAAAAACUCGCAGAAUUUCGCCCGCGGUGGCACUCUGGAAUAGACCACUAAAACGGCCGGACCGAUUUGCGAGUAUGGAAAUCAUUAUUAGUUUUCUACACAAAAUCGCCCCAAUAUUUCUGGCCCAUGGAGUCGUCGGCAUUAUCGCGUUUUGUGUGAGGCUGUAUAUGCAGGGGGGAAAGUUCAGAAAGCAGACCGACGAGACGGGAAAAGUGGCAAUCGUCACUGGCGGAAACACGGGCCUCGGCAAGGAAACUGUGAUGGAGUUGGCCAGGAGAGGAGCCACUGUUUACAUGGCAUGCCGAGAUAAAGAAAAAGGUGAAAGAGCUCGAAAGGAAAUAGUCAAGGAGACCGGAAACUCGAAUGUUUUCUCCCGGGAGUGCGACUUGUCUUCGCUUGAUUCCAUUCGGAAGUUUGCACAAGACUUUAAGAAAGAGCAAAGGGAGCUGCACAUCCUGAUCAACAAUGCUGGUGUCUUUUGGGAGCCUCGCAGACUGACAAAAGAGGGUUUCGAAAUGCAUCUGGGAGUCAACCACAUUGGCCACUUUCUGCUAACCAACCUGUUGCUCGAUGUGUUGGAGAGGUCAGCUCCUAGCCGGGUAGUGGUAGUGGCCAGCAGAGCUCACGAGCGGGGUCAGAUUCAAGUUGAGGAUAUCAACAGCUCCGAUUUCUAUGACGAGGGAGCUGCCUACUGCCAAAGCAAACUGGCUAAUAUACUCUUUUCUCGUGAACUGGCCAAGAGGCUUGAAGGGACGGGUGUUACGGUCAAUGCCCUCAAUCCUGGAAUAGCCGACACGGAAAUUGCCAGGAACAUGGUCUUCUUCAAAACAAAGUUCGCUCAGUAUGUGGUAGAAACAAUACUGAGACCUCUUCUCUGGUCCGUAAUGAAAACACCCAAGAACGGGGCGCAAACCACACUAUAUGCCGCCUUAGACCCCGAUCUCGAAAAUAUUUCCGGUCAAUACUUCAGCGACUGCCAUUUGGCCCCUGUAGCUCCCGCUGCCCUCGACGAUCAGAUGGCAAAGUGGCUGUGGGCCGUGUCGGAGAAGUGGACGGAAAUUUCUCUCUAAAUUGGGUCAAUUGGGUAUUGUUAUGUAGCUAGUCGCAAUUUAAGCCAUUUUAAUUCUUAAAAAGCCAUUGUUAUUUAUGAAUAAAAUUAAUGCAGGUAAUAUUUCAAA